This is a messenger RNA of Mycotypha africana, 2940 nucleotides long. RefSeq lists its product as uncharacterized. Lineage: Eukaryota; Fungi; Mucoromycota; Mucoromycetes; Mucorales; Mycotyphaceae. Gene Ontology annotation, molecular function: single-stranded DNA endonuclease activity; single-stranded DNA binding; damaged DNA binding. The record is from RefSeq and is a predicted model, not a curated record. The coding region runs from base 1 to 2940 and encodes 979 amino acids. Gene Ontology annotation, cellular component: nucleotide-excision repair factor 1 complex. The transcript is spliced from 10 exons. Gene Ontology annotation, biological process: nucleotide-excision repair involved in interstrand cross-link repair; resolution of meiotic recombination intermediates; G protein-coupled receptor signaling pathway.
AUGUUGGAAUUUCAGAAGCAAAUCCUCACAGAAAUUGUAUCUGAGGAUGGUCUACUUAUAUUAUCACCGGGUUUAGGCCUGUUCACGUUAUUAUCUACACUUGCACAGGUCUACGCGAAUGGUCAGCACUUGGUUAUUUUGAUUAAUACUACUAAGGAACAAGAUGAUAUAUUACAGGAACAUUUACAAGGUCAACUGAAGCGUAUUGAAUACAACGUACCAGCAGAAAGAAGAAGCAGCAUGUAUCGUCAAGGCGGUAUCUUUUCAAUAACCUCAAGAAUUUUAGCAGUAGAUAUGUUGCUGAAUAGGAUCCCUGUAGAGCUUAUCAAUGGCAUUAUUGUAUAUAAUGCGCACAGAGUCAAAUUAAAUUCAAUCGAAGAGCUUAUUUUGAGGAUAUACAGGGAAAAGAAUGAAGAGGGAUUCAUAAAGGCUUUUUCCGAUAGACCAGAUCAAUUUGUUUCAGGAUUUGCACCUUUGCAGAAUACAUUGAAAUCACUCAAUUUACGUAAAGUACAUCUUUGGCCUCGUUUUCACAUGCUUGUUUCCGACAAUUUGAGCAACACAAACAACAAUGUGAUAGAAUUACGGCAGCCUAUGACAGAGUCUAUGAAUAUCAUUCAACAAAGUCUAGUGGAAUGUAUGGAAGAAACUUUAUCUGAUUUAAGAAGGAACAAUUCUAGUUUGAUCGAUAUUGAAGAGAUCAAAGUCGAAAAUGCUUUUUUCAAGUCGUUUGAUCAAAUUGUACGUCGGCAAUUAGAUCCAAUAUGGCACAGAGUAUCUACAGCCUCAAAACAGUUGGUAGGCGACUUGAAGAUAUUAAGGCAAUUGCUGACCUAUUUGACAGCAUAUGACUGUGUCUCGUUUUACAGCUUCAUUGAAACAGUGCUUGCAGCCAAUACUCCGCAGCAAGAUGGUCGACAAGUGAUACAAUCUCAAUGGUUAUUAACAGAUGCCGGCAAUAGAGCUGUGAUGGAAGCAAGAAAAAGAGUAUACAUCAAACAAGGGGAUCCAGAAUAUGAUGAAUUACCUGAACAAUCUCAUCAACAAGAACAGCGGCCAGACGUACUUUUUCCAAAACAUAUCAAGCUUGUGUUGGAAGAACAACCAAAAUGGAAUUUGCUAAAGACAAUUUUAAAAGAAAUCGAAGACGACUCUGAGAAUUUAGAUGAUGCUCCUGUGUUGAUUAUGGUUUCUGAACGAAGAACUUGUUCUCAGUUAAAAGAGUACAUUACGUGUCAUGCGCAAGAAGCACAGAGGUUCUUCUCGUGGCGGGUCAAUAUGCAUCGAUUGCAAAUGGGAAAUAGGAAAGGUAUAACUCAACAACAGCAACAGAAUCAACAACAACAACAACAACAACAACAGCCAACAUUUCGCGGAAGACCGCCUCCUAAUAAAAGAAGAAGAGUAAGAGGAGGUUUAUCGCAAUCUCCAUCAAACCGUCAGCAACAAACAUUAGCACAAACGUUCCAACAGGACGUUUUGGAUACAGUAGCAGCGCUUGACGAAGAAAUCAAUGACGAGGAUGAGGACGACGACGAUACACUUUUUAAAGGGAUUAUUGGCCCUUUAACGGAUGCUGAAGAGAUCAAAAAUCAACAUUUAAAAUAUAGGGACACUAACAGCAGCAACAUGGAUGUUUCUGAGGAUGAUGCAAACAAAGAUACCAUUUUACCUUCUUUUGAAGAAAUACCUAGUACAUCACUUAUUACAAUCCAAUGCUAUGAAGAAGAUACCAAUGAUCAGAUAUUAGAAGAUACUCAGCCACGGUUCGUUAUUUUAUACGACCCUCACCCUACAUUCAUCCGCCAGCUGGAAGUUUAUCGUGCAGCGCAUCCCUCCGUUAAUAUACGCGUCUAUUUUAUGUUAUAUGAAAACUCGGUCGAAGAACAGAACUAUCUGAAUUUGAUUAAGAAAGAAAAAGAAUGCUUCGAAAAGCUUAUUCACGAGAAGUCUAUAAUGGCAAUACCUUUGGCAGAUAAACCCAAAGGCAACCGAGAUGAACUUAUUUUGCAGCGUAGAGUGACAGACAAUACAAGAGUAGCAGGUGGACAAUUGAAAGCCGUAUUGGAACCUCAUAUCGUUACAGUGGACAUGCGAGAGUUUCGAAGUUCACUGCCACCCAUUCUCUAUGCCGAGGGAAUACAGAUCGAGCCUUAUACUUUGCAGAUUGGUGAUUACAUUCUGAGCCCUGAUAUGUGUGUUGAAAGGAAAUCUUUAUCCGAUCUAAUUCAAUCAUUUAAUUCUGGCAGAUUGUAUACCCAAUGUGAAAGCAUGUCUCUACAUUACAAGAUACCUAUCUUGCUGAUUGAAUUUGAAGAAAAUAAGUCAUUCUCUUUACAAGCUUUAAGUGACAUAAGGGAAAACAUAAGAUUGAAUGAUCUAUCAUCCAAAUUGGUGAUUCUAACGUUAGCCUUCCCCAAAUUGAGAAUUAUCUGGUCUUCCAAUCCGCAUGAAACAGCCAAAAUUUUUAUGGAAUUGAAAAGAACAGAAGAGGAGCCUGACUCCAAAACAGCGGCUGCCAUAGGUGCCGAAGGAGUAGAGGAUGGCGAAACAAUUUACAAUAUGACAGCACAGGAAAUGCUGAGAAGCAUGCCAGGGAUCACGUCCAAGAACUAUCACGUAAUCAUGAACGAGUUUGAAGACUUGGAUGAGCUUGUAAAUGCCAAUGAAAAGCGGAUUGCUGAAUUGAUUGGUGAAGAAAAUGCACGGAAAUUGAAAAUUACACUGGCUGAGCAAAAACUAGCAAAGCUUGUAGAAUUGAAUCAAACACUUAAGCAGACAUUGGAUAUUCCUCGGGUUCCUGUAUCCGAAGCUAGUCAGUCACUCAUCGACUUUUGUCAAUCGACUGAAGAUCUUAUGAUUCCCUCUGUAUGGGGAGAGAAGCAUUCAGAUCCAUUUGCUGAACCUGUUCAUGGUUGCGGUAGUUGUCAAAUUAUGUAA